AUGCUUUUCUUUAUAUUAAUUUCAUUGGUAUAAUCAAUUGAUGUAAGACAAAAUGUCAAUCUGACUAUUGGCUUAGAUUUUAUGGACAACUCCCAUUUGCCAUUCUUUGAACAAUUUCAAUCAUAUUUCUUAGAUUUCAAACAAAAAGGAUGUAAUCUAAUUCUUAAUAUUAUAUUAGUAAAUCUAAUAAUAGCAUAACACUUAUUACCUUGUUACAGUUGUUUCACUAGACAUUAAUACAAAUAACCAGAAUCAAAUUGCUUUGGAGGAGGUUAGUAUUGUUGUAAAAAAUAUAUCUAUUACAAGAGUUUUCUGAAUCAGUAUCAGGACAAACUAUCUUGACAGAAAUGCUCAGAUAAUAAUGUAUAUUAGAAGAAGAACCUCAAUAUUAUUUUAAUUAUACUAUUUAUUUCUCUCAACAAUGUAUGCAAUUACCUAGUGAAAUGAAAUCAUGUUCUGAAAAUUACUUUUUAAAUAAUAAUAUUUCUACUCAAUCUAUAGACAAUUGUAUUGAAAAUAGUUUUGAAGGUCAAUCAGAUUAAUUUUAAUCCCUAAAAACUAAUAGAAUCUUAGAUUAAUAUAAAUAAUUACAGUACAAUAAAACUAAAUUUGCAUUAAAUUUAGAUGAUUAAGAUUUAACCAAUACUCCAUUUAAAUAAAUUAUGAAUUAACUUUGCAAAAAAUUUGAAUAUGCUUCUAUUCCAGCUUGUGGAGUUAUAAAAGCAGAUUCAAUUCAAAAAACUAAUUUGUUAGAAAAAAUAUUCUUAGUUCUUUUUGCAAUAAUUAUUUGUUUGAUUAUUGUUCAAGGGACUUUAUCAUUAUUUUAGAAUCUGUAAUUUAAAACAUUCUUUAGUCCUAAAAGUAGAAUUACAAUCCCUAAAUUAGAAAAGGAUCAUAUCAUUUAGGAUGAUGAUGUUUGA
This is a messenger RNA of Paramecium pentaurelia, 920 nucleotides long. The record is from the annotation of a GenBank genome assembly. Lineage: Eukaryota; Ciliophora; Oligohymenophorea; Peniculida; Parameciidae.